AUGACUCCUCAGCUAAAGGCAGCAACACUCAAGCAGCUGGCGGUGCAGCAGCAGCAGAAGCUGCUGCUGCAGUGCCACCAAGAAGACAAGCAGCAGCAGCAACAGCAACAGCAAGACCCGCAGCAGCAGCAGCAGCAGCAGCAGCAGCAAAUGGCAACAACGGAAGCCCCAUAUGUAAAGCCAUGCAGUGCAGCAGAGGCUAUGAACUCUCCCUUCGCAGCAGCAGCCGCUGCAGCAGCUGCUGCUGCUGCAGCAGCAGCAGCAGAAGGUUUAAAUGCAGCAGCAGUAGGUGAUGGCAGCAAUGACAUAUUAAUGCUGCAUGCAGCAGCAACAGGAAUUGCUUUCUGUGCAAAAGAGAAGGAAUUCUGCAGCUUCUGCCGCUGCUAA
This is a messenger RNA of Eimeria maxima, 387 nucleotides long. RefSeq lists its product as hypothetical. The transcript has 2 exons. Bases 1 to 387 code for a protein of 128 amino acids. The record is from RefSeq and is a predicted model, not a curated record. Lineage: Eukaryota; Apicomplexa; Conoidasida; Eucoccidiorida; Eimeriidae.